AUGUCAAUUAGCAUCAGCCACAGUCAACGCGGUGUGCGGUACCAUCUGCGUGAAUUCGAGCUCGCCGAGACCAAGCGCACUCACUCGGGCCAAGCGGAUCUCCAUCGACGUUCGUCGCCUAAAGAGCGCUCCCGCAGGCCCGGCGAUUUUUCCGGCAUCCCAGAAAAGAAGCCGUCUUACAAACAAAAUCUGCAGUUUCAGAGGCUAUUCCAUUCGUUCCACGGCAAUCUCGUGGGCUUGGAUGUCCGGUUCUAUUCAUUUGAGAACCACUCACAAAUUUUGGGAUAG
Messenger RNA from Blastomyces dermatitidis ER-3, 288 nucleotides. RefSeq lists its product as uncharacterized. The record is from RefSeq and is a predicted model, not a curated record. The coding region runs from base 1 to 288 and encodes 95 amino acids. The transcript has a single exon. Lineage: Eukaryota; Fungi; Ascomycota; Eurotiomycetes; Onygenales; Ajellomycetaceae.